Molecule: messenger RNA, 1146 nt
Organism: Letharia columbiana
Lineage: Eukaryota; Fungi; Ascomycota; Lecanoromycetes; Lecanorales; Parmeliaceae
Exons: 1
Coding region: 1-1146 (381 amino acids)
Biological process (GO): phosphatidic acid biosynthetic process
Cellular component (GO): endoplasmic reticulum membrane
Molecular function (GO): ATP-dependent diacylglycerol kinase activity
Source: RefSeq, a predicted model, not a curated record
AUGUCACAACAAUACCAAACACCCGGCACCCCUCGGAUCAUCUCUCCCACGCCCACACCCACCGAAAGUCACCGCGACAGCUACUUUGCCCCCAUAACACGCUCCGCCACCGCCAAAAGACACAACUCCCCCUCCCCCAUAUCCGAAGAUCCAGAACCCGACUCCCCUUCCUCAGACUCCAGCCUCGAAAAGCGCGCUCGAUCUCGCAGCCGGAGUCCGAAAACCCAAGCCAAACGACAAAAGGAAGCUGCAGCCUCGAAAGCGUCUCAACUUACGAAAAAGCCACCAGAUGGUGCGGUUUCUGAGGCCAACGGCCAUCUCUCUCCUUCCUCCGCCACUUCUGCAGACUCGUCCUACUGGCGCUCCAUAUCCCGGUCCCCCUCGCCCCUUGGUCUUAUCCCUAUUCACAGACACUGGCGCUCUUUCGUUCACCGGCAUGAAAUACCACGCAAAGCCCUACAUGUCUCCAUCGGCUUCUUCACACUCCAUCUCUACACACGCGGAACGUCCGCUGCAUCAAUACACCCAUGGCUGCUAGGUGCACUGAUACCCAUCGCCAGCGCCGACUAUGCGCGGCAUACCUUCCCAGCCUUCAACCGGUUCUAUAUCCGAGUGCUAGGGGCGCUGAUGAGGGAAAGUGAAGUAGAUGGAUACAAUGGCGUUAUAUGGUAUCUGCUAGGGGCAUGGACAGUGCUGCGGUUCUACCCCAAAGAUGUGGGCGUUAUGUCAGUGCUGUUGCUCAGCUGGUGUGACACGGCAGCUAGUACCUUUGGACGGCUAUGGGGGCGCUACACUCCGCGAUUACGACGGGAGAAGAGUCUAGCAGGAAGUACGGCGGCGGCAGUCGUGGGGGCGAUUACAGCGGUUGUGUUCUGGGGGUGGGCGGUGCCAACUUAUGGGCGUGGAGACGAGGGUUUCAUGUUCAAGGGACAGUUGGGACUUCCCAAGGCAGUGAAGGAUGCCAUUGGCUUGAAAGAAGCGCAGGGUGUGGUGGGUGGAUGGGUAGCAUUAGGAAUAGUGAGUCUCUGCAGCGGACUGAUUGCGAGCGCGAGCGAAGUCGUCGAUCUUUUUGGAUGGGAUGACAAUGUAACGAUUCCUGUACUAAGCGGGCUUGGCCUAUGGGGUUUCUUUAAAGUGUUUGGUUGA